AGUGAGCUCUUGGGUUGGCGUUUCUGAAUAAACUUGAACCUGUUUCCUGUAUAGCUUUGUUACUAAGUCUGUCUGGCUGUGGCCAAGAAGCUACUGGGCCAGGUACAGUUACAUUAAAGUGUUUCUGGCUUACUCUUAUCAUGAGUAAUGCACAGCAUUCCCAGAAUGUGUUCCAUGGCCUGUGUUCUUCUGCAGGACAUUGAUGGGUAUCAAGGUGUGGACCUAAUGCAGACCAACUGGCCACCGUUUCUCUUCUCACACAACAACCCAAAAGACAGGCCCUCCACAAAAUUCACUUUGGGAAAUGCUCACCUAACAGUAGAGAGCCUAGCAAAAUAUGCUGAUCCCCAAAAUAAAAUCAGUUCAGAAAGCUUGCUUGGUAAAGAAUUAUCAGGAGAAUUUUCUGAGUACCUGAAAUGAUCUGAGGGCCAGCCAAAUGGUUUCUAGUUUUUUGCUUUCCCUUCUAACUUGUCUCCACCUAGUGCGGUACGUUCCAAACUGGUUUGAGACCCAUUAAUGAAUUGUGAACUCCUGACUUUUUUAUUUCCUAGAUGGGUUUGAGAUCAUUGUAGGUUCAUAUGCAGUUACAAGAAGCAAUACAGAAAUCCUGUAUACACUUCACCCAGCUCCCCCUAGCGGCAACAUCUCGUAGGACUGUAGCACGGUGUCACCACCAGGACGAGGUCAUAGACACAGUCCCGGCCAUUCUCAUGCACAUGCACACGUGUGUAUAUGUGUGCCUUGUGUGUUUCUGUGUGUGCCUCUCAUGUGUGUAACUUCAUCACCAGCGUUUUUAAUGGGAUGGCAUGGAUCGGAGUGCACAACAUUUCUUAAGGGUAAGUACUGACUUUGGGUUGUGUUUUAGUUGUAUACACGAAAAACGUCCUCUUAACUGUGGUCACAGUCAAGAAAUCUGAAAGCUACGUGUCAUUCAGUCAUCUGGACUUCACUGAAUCAGGACUCUUAGCUCAGGACGUAGCUAAGUGCCCAUCCCAACAAAUGUGGGCCCUGCGGAGUGCUGGCCCUGGUGGGACUGGGCCCUUGUCGCCUGUUUCUGGUGGGCGGAACACCUAUUGACUGCAGCAGCAGCCCUCUUACAGGGAACUGGCACUUAGUUGCCAUUUCAGUUCCCUUUGGUCUCAUUGGAAGUUAAGACCGUCUCAACAGUGAGGCUAAAGACCCAAGCCUGGGUCUGCUCUGGGGGCUGUUUUGAGUUCAAGCAAUGCUACCCCCUUCUGGAGAUCGCCUAAAAUCACCAGUGUCUCUGGCUUUUAGGGAGCCAUGGAGAAUCUGGUUUAACCCUAACAGGAAGGACCAGGGUUUCUUCUGCCCGUAGACCUGACUUAGGGUUUUCUGAGGCCAAGAUCCUGGCCAGGAUUAUGCCUGGUGGCUCCCAAGGGCUCGUCUGCUCUUGUCUACAGGGAGUGAAGUUUUGACAGCUGCUUCUGGAGGCCAGCCAGGGUCCAGGAAACCCCAGUGCCCUGUCACUUCCAUUCAUCCAGUUAGUGAGUACCCCCAGCCCUCGCAUACCGCAUCCACCCAGUCCCAGGCACCGAGGGUCAGCAAAGAGCUUCAAAUAUCCCAAGGGAUAGAGUGAACAGAGGAGGCCCAGGAGGAUUCCCUGGUGGGAUUUGGCCCCUUGACCUAGGCUCUACCUGAGGAAAAGAGUGAGGACCACGAAGAGGGCUCUCCAGCUUGCAGCUGGAAUGAAGCAUCUGGAAACCACCUGUACCAGAGCCCUCCUGUGGGCCUAGGGGAGGCUGGGGAUGAGUCCGGGCCAGAGAUUGAUGGGGAAGCAGAGAAGGACUGGAUGGUCCAGUAAGGAAGAGAGAGGGCUGAGUGGGGACAGAACCCAGGCUUCCCAGCUCCCAUGGCCUAAGAUGUCCCCUUCAUACGUCAUCCCACACACAAUGUUUAGACAAAGCAGCAGAGAAGAAACACAGACAUCCUGGAUCUCGUAGGGAGGAGGCCAUGGCUGGGAACAGAAAGAUGUCUGUUUAUUCCUGGCAAUCCAGUAUUUGAGGGGCCCCACACCCACUGCUGCCCAGGCCCCAGGCUGAACUCUCCCAGAGCCUCUGACUUCUGCUCGACCAGAUAGCGUGGGUCUGAGGGCCAGCUGCUGUAAGCCAGUCUCCGGCAGCCAGCUCCCUUGAGGAUGGGUUUGAGGCUGGAUGCUUUCCUCCUCCCACUUUUUGUCCCAACAGAAGUUCUGCUCCCCAUGUCCCCCCAACCACUGUGCAGGAUUGGCAGAGCUAGACCCCUCGGCCCCCAGCCUUCAGCCCAGGUCUACCCCACCCCCCACCCCCACCGAGGGCACAGAAGUCCCCUGGCUCAGUCUACCUGUGCUCUUGAGCAGGGAAGUCUUUGUCCUCAUGGCUCAUCUCCAGCUUUCUCACAGUUUCAUCCUGCUCCCUCCCACUUCAGGCCUCAAGGGGGUGUAACUGGCUUCUCUCCAGCACCCCAAGACCUCACCUGAUACAAGUGAAAAUUGGAGCAUCAUGCCUCUUGUCUUCCUAGCCUUGAACUUGCCCUUCCUCUCCUGUACCUGGUUUCCCCAGUGUCUCUCUGGAGCAAAAGCACCCUUCCCCUCUUGCUUUUUGCAAGCUGUCUUUCUGCCUUUCUCUACAGAGUUCUUUCUUAGAGGAUACAGGUGGCUGGAGGAAGGGACAUGCAGAGAAGGGCAGAAAUCCUAAGAUGUUAAUAGCAGCUGCUUUUCAUUGUGUGCUCGUGUGCCUAGCGUUUCGUCCUCAUCACACAUUAUCUCGGUUAGUCUCACAAUAGGUGAGCACAAUAUAUUCUACAGAUGAGGAAACUAAGACAAAAGAGCUUUAGUACUUUGCCCAAGUUCACACAAAUUAAGAAAAAAAAAAAAAAAAAAAAGGAUCCCAGCCAGGAUUCUGGGAUUCAAACCCAGGCUUUCUGAUGCCAACACUAGCUCAUGCCUCUUAAUCAUCGUGGAAGUGGAAGGAAAUGAAUCAUUUGUUGAGACCCCCACCCCACCCCACAUUAAGUGUCAGGCACUGUAAUAUAUGCAGCCACACAUGUUGCUCUGUGAUAUUCCUCACAGCAGCCCAGAGAGGUGGUUUUACUUUGUUCCCAUUUUACAGAUGGGGAAAUUGAGGCCCCAGGGUAGGUCACACCCCCAGAGCCAUUUUUACCUCAUAGCCCAGAACUUGACUCAAAGUAGUUAAGAAAAGUGUAGACUGACCCCAGGUUCUAGAAGGCAAGGCUGGCUUUUAUAAGCUGAAAGGGAUCGGAUGAGAGCAAAGUUCCAAACACCCCUGCCACUGCCACCAUCAGACAUGGAGCUGGAAGUGCUGUCAGCCAGAUGGCCACUCCAGGGGGUUAAAAAUGUAAAUGUAUUGGGGCUCCUGGGUGGCUCGGUCGGUUAAGUGUCCAGCUCCAGUUCAGGUCAUGAUCUCACAGUUCGUGAGUUCGAACCCCGCGUUGGGUUCUGUGCUGACAGCUCAGAGCCUGGAGCCUGCUUCGGAUUCUGUGUCUCCCUCCCUCUCUGCCCCUCCCCCACUCACGCUCUUUCUCCACAAAUAAACGUUUAAAAAAUAAAAUAAAAAUGUAAAUGUAUUAGCUGGGACAGGAAGUGGGGGAUGGACAAAGCCAUUUUUAUUCAUUAACUGGGAUGCAUUUCUCAGAUUAGCUAGGCUAGCAGAUGAUGGCUCCAAGUUGGGUGACCUGAGGUAGAAGAUGGCUGGCAGCUGGAGAGGGGGCACGCUGGCACAGGACAGGGAGAGGGCACUGGAUUCAGAGGGGAAGGCCUCGCAGUCAGCAGCUCUGGGUGUGCCGGGUCCCACCCCCAGGGGCGGGGCCGGGCUGAGCCCCACCAGCCCCGGCUCCAUCCCUCCAGAACCCAGGCAGGGGCAGAGCCUGGGCAGCAGAGAGCCUGGGGCCCUGCUGUACCCGGGUUGUGGAGGCACCAUGCCCUCACCGGCCGGGACACCAGACAGCGACAGAAGCCCUGCGGGCCUGCCUGCAGCAGCUCCCUGACACUCUGAGGAAAGCCCAGACCGGGCCAGCAACACCUGUCCCCAACAGCCAUGCAUGCUGGCGGCUGCUCCAGGCCUCCCCCGUCCCCAGGCCCAAGAUGACACCCAACAGCACCAGGGAGGUGCCCAGCCCCAUCCCCGUGGGGGCCCUGGGGCUCUCCCUGGCCCUGGCAAGCCUCAUCGUCGCUGCUAACCUGCUCCUGGCCUUGGGCAUCGCCAGGGACCGGCACCUGCGCAGCCCACCCUCUGGCUGCUUCUUCCUGAGCCUGCUGCUGGCCGGGCUGCUCACCGGGCUGGCGCUGCCCGCGCUGCCCGGCCUCUGGAGCCAGAGCCGCCGGGGCUACUGGUCGUGCCUCUUCCUCUACUUGGCGCCCAACUUCUCCUUCCUCUCCCUGCUCGCCAACCUCCUGCUGGUGCACGGCGAACGCUACAUGGCGGUGCUGCGGCCCCUGCGGCACCGCGGGAGCACGCGGCUGGCCCUGCUCCUCACCUGGGCUGGCCCCCUGCUCUUUGCCAGCCUGCCUGCUCUGGGCUGGAACCACUGGGCCCCCGGCGCCAACUGCAGCUCCCAGGCUGUCUUCCCAGCCCCCUACCUCUACCUCGAAGUCUACGGGCUCCUGCUGCCUGCCGUGGGGGCUGCCGCCCUUCUCUGCGCCCGCGUGUUGGCCACCGCCCACCGCCAGCUGCAGGACAUCCGCCGCCUGGAGCGGGCAGUGUGCCGCGGCGCGCCCUCAGCCCUGGCCCGGGCCCUUACCUGGAGGCAGGCGAGGGCGCAGGCCGGGGCCACGCUGCUCUUUGGGCUGUGCUGGGGGCCCUACGUGGCCACCCUGCUCCUCUCGGUCCUGGCCUACGAGCAGCGCCCGCCACUGGGGCCCGGAACUCUGUUGUCCCUCAUCUCGCUGGGCAGCGCCAGUGCGGCGGCCGUGCCCGUGGCCAUGGGGCUGGGUGACCAGCGCUACACGGCCCCCUGGAGGGCGGCCGCCCAGAGGUGGCUUCGGGUGCUGCGGGGAAGAGCCUCCCAGGGCAGCCCCGGCCCCGGCACUGCCUACCACACCAGCAGCCAAAGCAGCGUGGACCUCGACUUGAACUAGGGGAAGGGCCUCUGCUCGCUCCUACAAGAAGCAGCCGUCCAUCUCGGCCACCGCACCUAUCUCUUCUCAUCUCCUCUCUGUCCCCACGCCUCUGGAUCUGACCCCACCCUGAUGGAAUAAAGCUCCUUCCACCCGGUUUAUGGUUAUCUCAUUCCACAUCUCAGAAAAGGAGGCAGGUGGGACAGCAGCAGAAAAACUGAAGCCAUACGUGCAUCGAGGGAGACUGCAACCGAGUCACCCGGAGGGGAGGACGUGCCACCGCCUGAGAGGCUGGGCUGA
Molecule: messenger RNA, 5371 nt
Organism: Neofelis nebulosa (Clouded leopard)
Lineage: Eukaryota; Metazoa; Chordata; Mammalia; Carnivora; Felidae
Gene: GPBAR1
Product: G protein-coupled bile acid receptor 1
Exons: 2
Coding region: 4100-5092 (330 amino acids)
Biological process (GO): G protein-coupled receptor signaling pathway
Cellular component (GO): membrane
Molecular function (GO): G protein-coupled bile acid receptor activity
Source: RefSeq, a predicted model, not a curated record